Trichophyton rubrum CBS 118892 is the source of this 1101-nucleotide messenger RNA. RefSeq lists its product as uncharacterized. The record is from RefSeq and is a predicted model, not a curated record. The transcript is spliced from 2 exons. NCBI's taxonomy places the organism in Eukaryota, Fungi, Ascomycota, Eurotiomycetes, Onygenales, Arthrodermataceae. Bases 1 to 1101 code for a protein of 366 amino acids. Gene Ontology annotation, molecular function: oxidoreductase activity.
AUGCAUGCUAUCACAAUUACAAGCGAGGAUGGCAAGUUCGGGAAGCCUGGGCAAGUCUAUUACCCACUCUCUCUCCGUUCGGUCCCAAUGCCAACUCCAAAAGGGACUGAACUGCUCAUCAAAAUCACCGCAGCCUCACUUAACCAUCGGGACCUCUUUAUACGAAAACACUUAUACCCAGGGACCUGUUUCGAAACGGUCCUACUAAGUGAUGGAGUUGGUAUUGUGGCUUCGACAGGACCGGAUGUGCCCCAUGCUCAAUCCUGGGUGAACAAGCGGGUUAUUCUGAACCCUGCCACCGGCUGGAAAGAUGCCCCCGAUGGGCCCGAGAGCGCCACUGGAUUCAGAAUCAUGGGAGGCACAAGCCUGUAUGACAAGGGAACCUUACAGGAAUACAUCACCCUGGACAUGAGUGAGGUCGAGGAGGCGCCGGAGCAUCUGUCUGAUGCUGAAGCGGCGGCUCUGCCGUUGACCGGGUUGACUGCUUGGAGAGCACUCGUGACCAAAGCUGGUGAAGCUAACUCCAGCACCGGAGCUGCCAUCUUGAUUACCGGUAUUGGUGGAGGUGUGGCGCUGAUGGCUUUGCGCUUUGCGGCGGCAAGGGGAGCGGAUGUAUAUGUCACAAGUUCUAGCGAGGAGAAGAUUAAGCAGGCUGUCGAGCUCGGAGCUCGUGGUGGAGUGAACUACAAAGAAACGGGAUGGGAAAAGAAGCUGAUGGGCAUGUUGCCAAAUGGGAAGGCUAAAUUCGACGCUAUUAUCGACGGUGCGGGCGGGGAGGUCGUUGAAAAGGGGGUGAAGUUGCUUAAGGACGGUGGAAUAAUCUCCAUUUAUGGCAUGACGGUUGGCCCAAAGAUGACAUGGUUAAUGCAAGCCGUGAUGAAAAACAUUGAUCUCCGGGGCACUACAAUGGGCUCUAGGAAGGAGUUCAAGGAGAUGGUGGACUUUGUCAAGGAGAAAAAAAUAAAGCCAGUCGUGUGGAAAGUUGUCCAGGGCAUUGACAACCUUGACGGUAUCAAUGGCUUGUUCGACGAUAUGCAAAAGGGCAAUCAGUUCGGCAAGUUGGUAAUCGAAUUUGGCGAUUCAACUGGAAGCAAACUGUGA